AUGGGGGUGGACUAUGCCGGCCCAUUCCCUAUUCUCAAAUGGCGACCCACAAAUGCCCAACUAUCUAGCGUUCAUAUUGCAGUAUUUGUCUGUUUCACUACAUCAGCAGUCCAUUUAGAGCUCGUUUCCAGGCAGACAACAGACGCAUUCAUCGGAGCCUACAAGAGUUUGACCGGAAGGACAGGCAUCUCCGAGGUUAUGUACAGUGAUAACCCAGCCACGUUCGUUGGCGCCUCAACAGUCCUCAACAAGCUAUACAACCAGCCAUCCAGAAAGAAUCAACAGAUCCAGGCUGCUCUCGCCCCCAACGGUACUCAAUGGAGCUUUUCACCACCGAGAGCACCCCAUUUCGGUGGCAAAUGGGAGGCAGCUAUCAAAUCAACGAAAUAUCAUCUCAAAAGAGAACUUGGGUCGACAACAUUCACCUACGAGGAACUCAACAGCAUCCUGAUCCAGAUAGAGCCCUGCCUCAACUCCAGGCCAAUCACACCGAUGUCAGAUGACCCAGAAGACCUCCAAGCACUCACCCCAUGUCCAAACAGUGUCUUCAAAGGUACCAAGCUAUCUACAAGUGGAAUCAACGGCGAGAGAACAUCAAAGUUGGAGGCAUGGUCUUGA
Messenger RNA from Diachasma alloeum, 618 nucleotides. RefSeq lists its product as uncharacterized. Gene Ontology annotation, biological process: DNA integration. NCBI's taxonomy places the organism in Eukaryota, Metazoa, Arthropoda, Insecta, Hymenoptera, Braconidae. The record is from RefSeq and is a predicted model, not a curated record. Gene Ontology annotation, molecular function: nucleic acid binding. The coding region runs from base 1 to 618 and encodes 205 amino acids. The transcript has a single exon.